This is a messenger RNA of Penicillium cinerascens, 549 nucleotides long. RefSeq lists its product as uncharacterized. NCBI's taxonomy places the organism in Eukaryota, Fungi, Ascomycota, Eurotiomycetes, Eurotiales, Aspergillaceae. Bases 1 to 549 code for a protein of 182 amino acids. The record is from RefSeq and is a predicted model, not a curated record. The transcript has a single exon.
AUGGCGAAAGUCACGCAAGUCACGAAGGUGACUAAAACCCCCAACCAGAAAACGUCUCGGCUUACGAACGCAUCCAAGCUCACCAUGGAGAACGCAUCAAACCCUCAAGCCAGCACUUCAGCAAAAUCUGAGCCUGCCAUUUCUUCAUCAGAGAAGAAUCAAUUCUCUCUCAAUUUCCAGAAGUUUUCCUCCCUCGAAGAGGCCUGUCAAUGCCUCCAGAUUGCAAAAGACAUUGCAUCCAUGGAGAACUGUCUUCGCAAAUUGCCUCAAAAGAGAAUUUCAAAUGAGAUUCUGGCCCUACAAUUAUCCUCGAAAGACGUCGCCGCUCUGAAACGAGCCCUCCAGAUGUCCCCGAAGGUCCUUGACAUCCUGCACCUCAUCAAUUCGGAAACGGACCGACAAGUGGCUCGUCAGGCAAUUAGCUACAUCGACGGCAUUGAGAAGCUCAGAGGCCAGGUGGAUAAGCUCCCGAAGGAGGCACGACAGGAGUUGUUUAGGGCCCAUAAUUGGCUCUGUGGUGCCUAUAAGGCUGGGGCGGAUGGUUCCUGA